Messenger RNA from Coccinella septempunctata (seven-spotted ladybird), 5480 nucleotides. RefSeq lists its product as uncharacterized. Gene Ontology annotation, biological process: DNA repair; telomere maintenance. Bases 1 to 4209 code for a protein of 1402 amino acids. The transcript has 2 exons. Lineage: Eukaryota; Metazoa; Arthropoda; Insecta; Coleoptera; Coccinellidae. Gene Ontology annotation, molecular function: DNA helicase activity. The record is from RefSeq and is a predicted model, not a curated record.
AUGAUAUCGGAAAAUUGCGAAGUUGGACAGGACGAUAAUUACGAAACGGAAACCUCUACGUCUGUUGUGUGUGAUGUCGCUGAACAUCAGGAGGACACGCCUGACCAUUACCUUGAGGCGCUUAGUAGUGAGUGCUCUUUCUGUGGAGCUCUAUUUUUUCGCACCGAGAAUAUGAUUUGCUGCAAAAGAGGCGCAGUGAGCCUUCCGGUGAGUGCCGCUUAUCCGGACCUGCUGAAGGCUUUGAUCAUGAACAACCACCCUCAAUCGAAGAACUUCAUACAACAUAUAAGAAGUUACAACACGCUGCUCGCCCUUGGCUCCACGACAAUCGUUCAAAGAGAAGGUUUGGCGAGAGGAGCCCCUGUUGUUGUGGUCUCAGGACAGAUAUACCACCGAGUAGGCGAUGUUUGUCCAUCCGAUCCAGCAUUUGGAUCGCUGUAUUUCGUGGAUUCAGGAGAAGCCACGAAGAAGAGGGCAUCAAAAGGAGUUGGAGACGGUUGCAACCCCCGAUUAUUAGGGCAAAUAGAUGCUCUGCUGAGGGAAACUCACCCAUACGCCCAAAUGUACUCUACCCUAGGUCAAGUGGUUCGUGACACACGACGAACCAGUGGUAACGAUUCCGUUCCGCAACUUGGCCUAUAUUUCCACCAACAACCAGGAACCAACAGGAAGGUCUACGCGGCACCUUCCACUUCCACCGAAAUCGGCGCUAUUUUUCGUACAGUCGACGGGGAUAUACCUCCACCAGGCACAGUUCGUGUGAAUUUAAUAAGUACAAGUAAUAGUUUCCAAAUUAAGGAUAUCCCAAAAUUGUCUCCAAUUGUUGAUGCUCUCUGUUAUCCAUUACUUUUCCCUAACGGAGAAUUGGGAUGGUCGACUGGGUUGCAGAAAACAAUUGGAAAUAAACGGAUUUCAAAAUUAGAAUUCGAGUGCUACCGUCUGAUGAUUCGUGCAAAUCAUUUUAACCCGAUCCUUCUUUCUGGACGCUUGGCUCAACAGUUCAUCGUUGACAAAUACGUUGAGUUAGAAGGUUUCCGAUUAAAUUUUUUGCGAACACAUCAGAAGGAAUUACGCGUCGAGAGCUACGUCGGGCUCCAAGAUUAUAUUGCGCGAAGAACGGUAGUGGAACCAGACGGUGGUGAAAGAAUAGGUAGAGUUACUAUCCUACCGAGUUCGUUCAUCGGAGGGGCACGUUUCAUGCAGCAAAAUUAUCAAGAUGCAAUGGCCAUUGUAGCAAAAUAUGGCAGACCCUCCCUUUUCGUCACUUUCACCUGUAACCCCAACUGGCGUGAGAUCACUGAAAAUAUGGGAAGUAAACUGUUGAAUCCUCAGGAUAGACCGGAACUAAUCGCGCGAGUGUUCGAUUUAAAAAGGAGGGCAUUUUUCGAGGAUAUAUUGAAAUUCAAAAUUUUCGGUGAUGUGAUCGCUUACGUUUACGUUAUAGAAUUUCAAAAACGCGGUCUUCCUCAUAUGCACUGUCUUCUGACUUUGGCAGAUGAAUAUAAACUGCGAAAUUCUGAGGAUGUAGACAAGCUGAUUUGCGCCGAGCUACCAGCCGAAAACACCCGGCUUUUUGAUAUUAUAAUGUCCACCAUGAUUCACGGACCCUGUGGUGAUCGCGCACCGGAUUCUCCAUGUAUGGUCGACGGACAGUGCACCAAGCAUUAUCCCAAAGAGUUUUCGGAAAUUACCAAAAUUAAUUGUGCGUUGCCCGUAUAUAGGCGAAGAAAUGACGGUCGCACCGCGAUAUUCAAAAGAAACAAAGGAAUGUGUGUGAUAGAUAACAGAGACGUAGUUCCGUAUAAUCCAUAUUUAUCCAUGAAAUAUCAAUCUCAUAUAAAUGUGGAAGUGAUAACUUCAGUAGGAGCUAUCAAAUAUGUUUUCAAAUACAUAAAUAAAGGUCCUGAUGCUGCCGUUCUUCAGUUGCGAAAUGAGGUCGUUUGGGACGAAAUCCAAGCAUUCAUUGAUUCCCGCUACAUUUCUUCCGGUGAAUCAGCUUGGAGAUUGUUGUCUUUCCAUAUUCAAGACAAAAGUCAUACAAUCUAUAGGUUACCCGUCCAUUUGCCUGGAGAACGUGAGGUAUAUUUUGAAGAAGGGGAAGAGAUGACAGCGUUACAACGUUCAAAACUCAGUCGUUUGGAGGCGUAUUUCGAACUUAAUGUGAACGAUCCUAGCGCACGUGAAUGGAAGUAUUGUGAAAUACCUCUCCUUUAUUCUUUUAAUGCCACCCAACAUCGCUGGGUUAGACGUUUGAGAAAACGAUCUGUAAUACCUAGGAUGUACACUAUAAGUCCGAAGUACAUAGAAAAGUUUAAUUUGCGUAUUUUGCUCCUUCACGUUCCAGGAGCAAAAUCUUUUAAUGAUUUAAAAUCCUUCGGCGGCACAUUAUAUUCUACGUUUAAAGAAGCGGUACUGGCCAGAAAUCUGAUAGCGUCAGAUUCGGAGUGGUUCAGAACUCUGGAACACGCAGCCCUGGUAGAAAUGCCCGGGUGUAUGCGGAAAUUAUUCGCGUACAUGCUGUGUUUCUGUGAGAUCGGCGAACCACUGUCACUUUGGAAUGAGUUCAAGCGAUUCAUGAUAGAGGAUUAUGUGAGGAAAGGUAUCUCAGAAUGCCAAUCUGAAGAUUGCGCUCUGCGUAGAAUCGAGAAGACAUUACGUUUUCUGGGAAAAACUCUCAGAGACUUUAAUCUGCCGGAGCCGACCUCAAGUUCGGGAGUCAACGUUACCAACACCAACGACGACAAUGAGACUUCGAGAACGGAGUCGUCAGAUUCAAGUCUUGGGAGUUUGAACCAGGAACAACGCAAUGUGUUCAACAAAAUCAUUUCUGCGGUCGAGUCAGCGGCGUUAGGUGUAGAUAGAUAUUUCUAUCUCCAAGGCAGUGGUGGUACGGGAAAGACUCAUCUGUACAACACGUUGCUGGAAUAUUGCGAGGAACGGCAUAUACCAACUCUUGCCGUAGCCUUCACUGGGAUAGCUGCGUUAUUGCUCAGAAACGGAAGAACGGUCCAUUCGACGUUCAGGUUGCCAUUACAUCUGAAUGCAUCUUCCCGCUCCUCUAUAACGGCACAAUCCCAGGAGGCUGACCACUUGAGAAAAAUUCGGCUUAUAAUUUGGGACGAAGUCUCUAUGGCCAGUUACCAUGUCCUUAAUAUUGUGGACGAUCUACUUCGAGAUGUAUGUAUGGACCCCCGGCCUUUCGGAGGUAAAUGCAUACUACUUGGAGGAGAUGUUAAACAGCUACUUCCAGUAGCUUCUGGUCGUGUAGAACAAAUCGAGCUCUUUUUCACAAAUUAUAGGUUCUGGAGAGUUUUUCAAGUGGUCCAUCUGAUGACCAAUAUGCGUGUAAAUGCAGGUGGGGAGGAUUUCACCCGGUGGCUAGAAGAUCUGGGCAGGGGUACCACCAACACCCAAAUCGUCAAAGACAAGGACACAAAAGAUGGUGAUUUUGUUAAUCUGCCAGAUCGUUGUCUGACGGUUGAUGUUGUUAGAGAGAUUUACGGACAGCUUCACGCUCUUACACCACAGCAACUCGCACAGCGAGCUAUUCUCUGUCCCAAGAAUGAACAUUGUAAUUUACUCAAUGACAAAAUUCUCGAAUCGUUUCCCGGAAAGACCUUCGUUAUUCACAGUAACGAUAGCGUGGCUUCGGGUGAUGAAGACGAGGUGGCAAACUUUCCGGAAGAAUAUUUGAACAGCAUAACACCAAGCGGAAUGCCUCAUCACAAACUCAAACUCAAAGUAGGUGUACCGGUUAUACUUCUUCGAAAUUUAUGUCUUGAAGAUGGAUUGAUUAACGGUACACGACUACUGGUGUUAGCUGUGACAGAUAUGUUGAUAACAGCCGAGAUCGUCACCGGCCGUUUUUGCGGGAGAAGAGUUCUCAUUCCUAGAAUGGAUCUAACUUCUUCCGACCAAAACUUGCCGUUUGUACUGAAAAGACGACAAUUUCCGUUGAAACUUUGCUUUGCCCUCACCAUUAAUAAAGCACAGGGGCAAACAUUUGAACGCGUUGGCAUAUACCUAGCGAGUCCUGUCUUUUCUCAUGGACAACUCUAUGUGGCUUUCUCAAGAGCUCGCUCUUGGGAUUCCGUGAAGGUAGAAGUGGUAAAGACAAAACAUCAAGGGUAUUUGCUCAAAUCAUCUAAAAAAGUUUUUACUAAAAAUAUAGUGUUCGGUAACAUUUUGAAUUCUAUCCAAAAUGAGUAAUCCUAUUUUUGAUCAAUUUUUCAAAUCAAUCCAUCGAUUUUCGGAAACAGCAAAAUUGCACAAUCAUCAUUUUCAAAAUUGCUUUUUUUUCCAAAUUGUUCGUUAAUUACCUCAUUGAGUAAAUUGAAAUCAAAUUCUCAGGAUGAAAAUUAAUCGCUGUCCGACCUCAUGCGCGCGCUUUAUUAUCCCUAUCAAAUGAAUUUCUUCGUCAAAAUUUUCUGUGAUUUCUGGCCCUUUUCAAAAUCAAUUCAUCGUUCGUCUCGAAGUUCAUACCGACAAUAUUCUUCAUUAUAUAAAAUUUUCACGUUUCGCAACCAUUAACAAUUAAAUCAUUCUUUUCCAAAUUCAGCAUAACCCAUUCGCAUUCUUUGUUUAAUAUUUUUUUUGUAACGUAUUCUCAACCCAAUUUUUUUCAAAAUUCCCAUUUUCCCUCAUUCUCAAGCAAUUCACACUUAUUAACGCAUCAUCUUUCGAUAUUCCACGUUUUUCGAAAUUUAUUCCAAAUUUCUAUUUCCAAAUUGUUUUCCAAAUUCUCAUGCAUUAUUUCAUGGAUAAAUUAUGGAUUAUAUGGUAACUUAACUGUUUCUAUUCACACUUCAAAUCACACAAACAAAUCUCGGAAAAACCCAAAAUUUUUAUAUUUCAUAUCAAUAACCCCCUACCCCUAUCUUUUUUCGUUAUUAUAUAUUUUUUUAAUUGUUUCCAUUCGUCAAAAUUGUUGAAUCAUAACCUUUUCCACCUUUUCACAUAUUCCUAAUAAUCUUUUAGGCACAAUUAUUCAAAAUUUUUCGAAAAAAAAAUUUCUUCGUCUUUUUUUUUGAGUUUCUGGAAUUCACUCUGAAUUAUCAUGUCGGGAAAUAUUAACGGAGGUGCAUUUAACUUUACGGAAGACCAUACCAUAUUUUCUAGGGCCAUAUAAACAUCAUCAUCAAGGAAUAAAGGAGAAAGCUGACGAAAACCAACCAACCUUAUUCCAUCUGUUGCAUAGCUGUUAUUCUUAUGUAUAUAUUGUGUAUAUAUUGUUAGUAAUGCAUAUAGAAUUGUUUUUAAUUUUUGUAAUGUAUAUAGAAAUGUUUUUAAUGUUUGUAAACACGGGGAGACAGGGUUUUUUCUGCUGAGGUUUUUCCCUGAGCUUUUAUAUCAUACGCAAAACAGUAUGGUACCCCGUUGCACUAACCCAGCAAAAUUGAUUAAGUAUUUUUUUAAUAUUCGAUAUAAUAAUAUUCACUUUCGAAAACCAAUUAAAUUUGAAUAUAUCUUUCAUCUUUCCA